Alnus glutinosa is the source of this 849-nucleotide messenger RNA. RefSeq names its product SWR1 complex subunit 6. The transcript has 6 exons. Gene Ontology annotation, molecular function: nucleosome binding. Gene Ontology annotation, biological process: chromatin remodeling. Bases 160 to 681 code for a protein of 173 amino acids. Gene Ontology annotation, cellular component: Swr1 complex. The record is from RefSeq and is a predicted model, not a curated record. Lineage: Eukaryota; Viridiplantae; Streptophyta; Magnoliopsida; Fagales; Betulaceae.
CUGGGAAAGUGUUGGUCAAAACGCUCCGUUUCUAUUCUCUUUACAACUUCAUUUCUAGGCUCCCUUUUGCUUCUCUCUCGCUAUCGCGUUCCGACUCGAGUUGCUUCGCACCACCGUCCUCCUGCUCCUCCAGUCGUCGGCCGCCACGUGUUUCUCGCAAUGGAUGAUGAAAAUUCCAACACCUUUCGACGCAUGUCGAGCCGAACUCGUAAGGUUGCUCCAAGAAUGGUUGCUGCCCUUGCGAGUAGUGAUAACCGCACACAGGCCGCUCUUGCUCGCCUUGAAGCUUUAGAAAAUGACAAUGCGGGAAUGGAAAUGGUUGAAAUUAAUGACGAUGAUGACUCUUCUCUUGACGAUGAAGAUCAAGUAUACACGCAAAAGAGGCAGGCCAAGGGUACAAAACGUAAAACCCGGCAGGCAAAGGCACUUGAGAAUGCCAGGAAAGCCCCGAGAACAUUUCUUGAGCUUUUACAUGAGGCAAACCUGGAAUCAUUGCCUCCGCAUGUUCCCUCCUAUUUGAAGGCAGGUGUGGGACCUCCAAGCUCCACCUCUCGCCGUCAUUUCUGCACUGUUUGUGGAUACGCUGCCAGCUACACAUGUGUGAAGUGUGGGAUGCGUUUUUGUGCACGCCGUUGCCAGAAUAUACACAAUGAUACUCGUUGUCUGAAAUUUGUUGCCUAGAUGGUUGCUGGAACCUUGUUUGGCAGGGUCUUGCAAUUUUCACAUGGUUAUCAAAUGACUACAGCCAAUCCCAAUAAGCUCGAAUUAAUGCAGAUGGUUGUAGUCACAUGUUAGCAGCAAAAUCUACUUCAUGGGUUGUUCAAUUGGAUUUCCUGAAUGGUUAUUUCC